GGAAGGGAUUUAGUACAGCAAUUGAUUUCGUCAUUUCGUGAGAAACGCUGGAGAUAGAAACCGCCUCCUAGGGCCCCGAGAGAGAGAGAGAGAGAGAGCAAAGCUUUUAGAGGAAAUGCCGGCGAGCGCAACAGUGAUUGGAGUUCUGCUGGGUUUCGGCACCCAGGUGUACUCUAAUGGCCUCCGUAAACUUCCCUUGAUGAGGCAUCCAUGGGAGCACGUUUUAGGGAUGGGCCUCGGCGCAAUCUUCGCGAACCAGCUCGUCAAAUGGGAUGCCAAGCUUCAGGAGGAUCUUGACAAGAUGCUUGAGAAGGCUAAGGCUGCUAAUGAGCGCCGUUAUCUUGAUGCUGAUGAAGAUUAGCACCUCUGUGAUCUUAGUUUGCUGGACUGUUUGGCUGCACAUGUGGAGCCUCUAAGCUGGUUCAUCCUUUCGGGUUAUAGACACAGACAAUUCACUUUAUCUUAUCUCUUGGAUUGCUGUUUGUAAUAUUGUCCAUUCCCCACCCCCAAAAGAUUACUGAAUUAGCUUAAGCCCUGUGCAAGACUCUGCAAUGCAUUGAAAUGCUAAUGGAGAAAAAUAAAGUUAAAUCAGAAAAUAUAAAAGUAAUGGUAAGAGCAAAUCUACUAUUCUUUAA
This is a messenger RNA of Macadamia integrifolia, 635 nucleotides long. RefSeq lists its product as uncharacterized. Lineage: Eukaryota; Viridiplantae; Streptophyta; Magnoliopsida; Proteales; Proteaceae. The record is from RefSeq and is a predicted model, not a curated record. Bases 116 to 361 code for a protein of 81 amino acids. The transcript is spliced from 3 exons.